AUGGCGGACCAAACGCCGCCGAUCCUUUCCGGCACUUUAACCAAGAGAGGCGGGAAAGACUUGUACGGCAAAAACACCUGGCGGUUGAGGCAUUUUCAAUUACAUCUCGCGAGCGAGAAAAAAUUCUUUCAUCACCAGCAACGGUUUAAUGACGAGGAGGAAAAAGACGCGGACGAGGAGGAAGAGAGAAGAGCUUUUAAUAAAAAGGAAAAGUCGACGCUGAAGUAUUACGCGUCCGAGCCGACGCACUCGAGGCAACAACCGAAAGGCAUGUUCGAGGUGACCAGUAAGAGUACCGUUGUGACUUUAGAGGACGAGAAGAUUCUCGAGGAACACGGCUUAGGGAGCAAAUAUUUAGGGAAGAAGUUGUUCGCGUUUUACUCCAAGAUGGACGUCUCCGCGAAAGAAAUCAAUUCAGGAGUUUCGAAUUCCGUGGUCGUUUGCGAGUGCGAGAAUCAGCAAGUGUUGCAAUCGUGGGUGACGGCGCUGAGCGACGCGAUUGCGCGAGAGCGGAGUCGGAAAGCGAAGAACGGGGAGAAGGACGGAAACGGUAGCGACGACGAGAGCGAUACGGAAGUCGACGCGAACGGGAGGAAAAGGAAAAGUGGUGGAGAGAAGAAGAAUUCGUUGCAAAGACACCAGACGAAACACGCGAGAAGGAGCUUCUUUAAAGGCGCGCUGGAGAGAGCGGGGUUGACGGGACCGUUGGGGGGCGUCGGGGUGCCCACGCACUUGGAGGCGGUGUGGGAGCAAAUCGCGUUCGUGGACGUCAUGGCGGACGACGCGCUCGGGUUUGACGAACGGUUAAUGCGCAUACGAGAUGAGAAAAUGGCAGUUAGAGAAACGCUAGAAACUAUGAGCGAUUCGUGCUCGACAAUUUCGAGAGCUUUGGGAAGUUUGCAAUUUCCGAUGUCGGUUCCGGAAACAAACGCGAUUAUGGAAGUCAGAAGAUCGUUGGAUGAUUUGACCUUGUUAUGUCGGCAAAUCCCCGCAGGAACGCAAGAUAACAACGCGUUUACUGCGUUUUUGUCCGUCUUUAUCGAUAGAGUGCGUUCGAUGCGUCCGGGUGCUUUAUUAAUGUUCCCGGGUGGGUGGUCCACGCAAAACGACGGGAAGAGUCGCGCGCUGAUUUACACCUUGCAACGACUGCAAGGCUCCUUUGUGUUUUCCGUGACCAACACGGGCGAUGGAUUAGAGUAUCAUCCCGUGAAAGCGGAUCCGUCCUCGGAUGGAUUUUUAUACGGGUUGACGACGCAAUUGACGGAAAUUCCAAUGGAUAUGUGUUUAGAUUCUUCCACUUGGGCUCUGUUACUUAGACCGAUUGUCCAUCCGCAGAAAACGGCUGAGAUUGCAAAAGACCAAAUUUACGCCAAAGUGUUGCCAAUGUUGAACGGUCGUCCGUUAUUCGCAUCGGUUGGUGCCACGCCGCUUCGGACGGUUCAGUUUGCACCAAAGCCAGCCGGUGGCGAUUUAUCGUUUUCCUUGUGCGCGUUAGAAGCUGCGAGGUGCGCGUUGUGCUCUUUAGGAUGCCCGCCAAAACGAGCAAACGCGUUAGUCGAGGUUGGCGUGAGACACGUCAUGUUAGAAGAAGCCUUGCGGAACGUUUCUGAAAUUUCGCUUCUGAAUACUUCCGCGUGCGUAGCUCUAGAAACUGCGUGUAAAACUUUAGCUCGAGUUGCGACGCCGUACGCGGAAAAAUUAGCCAAGGUGGAACGAGAAAAUGGAGGGCAAAACGCAGACGCGAGCAACGUCGGACCGGUGCCUCCGGAAAUCCUCGCGAGGAUUUUGAAGUGCGUGGAAGCGACAAGACUGAGAGCUGCAAACGCCCGAAGGCCGACGUUACUUCCGCCACCGUUAGCCUCACCGAUAGCGCCUAGAGAUGCGAGCAACAUGCAGUUGUUCGGUAAAAUUAUGCUCGAAGGCGGGACGAAUUUACUCGCCGGCGACGCCAAGCCGCCGCCGAUUAUUCGUCCGGUCGAGUUGUCCAUGGUUCCAGAUAUAGUCACUAGCGUAGAAGAAGCCGCACUAGCCAUGCGAAAAGCAGCACACUGUUGCUCCAUAUUGGCUAACCAAGCCGAUUUGACUACGAAUUCGUAUUCGCACAGAGUUGCGUUGUUGGUGCAUUUGUUCGUGCACGUUUUGCCUUGUCCGAUGCCGUUGACGCACAAAGACAGAGAGACUCACUGCUUUUGGCGGUCGGCGAGACCAAAGUACGAGACGCAAUUAGAGCUCGCCCGGUCUUUGAAUUUAUGUUUACGACAUUUCGCCACGGCGUCGAUGUCAGUUUCCGCCACGCGAUCGUUUGACGCCAACCGAUUGUUGACGUUGUCGUGCAUGGCGGCGAUUACCGACGCGACGUUGAGAAUGAAACCGUGCGAUUUCCCGAGCGUUUUUUGCGAGCAUUACGACGGCGUCAACGAAGGCCCGACGACUCUAUUUGGGUUUGAUACCGGUCCAUUUGCAGUGGAGGCGGAGUAUUUACGAUUUCACUGCCCGGAAAGAAUGACAAAAUUGACGAAAGUUUUAGAUUACUUCCAUUCGCUCACCGAGUCCGUUCAAUCCUCGCACACUUUGUUUCGAUGGGAAGACGAUCAACAAGGCAUGACUUUCGGCCCGGGAGAGGCUCGAUUAUUAGACCAAGUUGCUUUAGCGAUCGGCUACGAACGGUCGCCGGAUGCCUUGUCGAAUUACUUUUCUUGCGAAAACAGAGACAUGGCGGAUCAUUACCCGGAACUCGUGGCGUUGCGAGACUCUGUUUUCAUGUUCAAAGCGUUGAUGGCACCGACGAGCGAUUCGCUCCCGGACUUGCGUCGAUGGACGUUUCAAGAUUCUCAACUGAAUUGGAAGAUUGAGCGCGACGAAAGAUCCGGAGCGUAUAACCUCAAUGUCACCGCUUUCGAUCGUCAAAUGCGAGUUGCGCCUUGGGCGCGAGAGUUACGCAUGGUCGCCGAUAAAGAUGUCGACCCGAAAACAGGGAAAAAGAAGAGGAUAUAUGGGUUUCGCUCUGUCUUCGGAGGUGGUUUUUUAGCUAAAUCCAUCGGCGAUAAACGGCCGCGAUGUCCACCGUCCGGAGGGAAUCCGUCUAAUUUAGUCGGCAUGCGAAUCGAUACGGAGGAGGACGUUUUGCAUCUGCAAACGUUGCCGACGUUUGACGAUUUGCUCAAACCAAGCGAAACGGAACUUUUGUUGACGUACUUGACUGCGCCAAUGGUCCGCGUUCCGUUAUCUUUGAGACUAUUUGCGGACGCAACCAGGUGUCGUGCGUUAUCAUCGCACGAAAUCCAACAAGUUUUAGAUGCGGUUUUGUUUGAGCCUGGUCCGUGGCAACCGCCCGGGUUGGUCUUUGUCCCCCAAGAGAUUCCUGCGAGCACGAGACAGCAUAUGGCGACACCGUGUGGGGUUUUAUUCCACGAGCUCUCCCACGCGCCGGCGCCUUUAAUCGAUGCUGCGGAAGAGUUAUUGGCUUUAAGUUUAGAACUCGAUACCGGCAGGCACGACGCUCCAGCCGUCCCGGGCGUUUUGUUUUCCACGCGAGCCUUGACUCGAAUGCUCGCGUUUAUCACGACGCUGAUGGAGCAAGAACACAUCGAAGAUCCAAAGAUGAGAACGAGAGGCGUUCAGCCACCACCGAAAUCGAAAAAAUCACUAGAAAAUGCAAAAGAAAGAGUUAGCAAAGUAAUUUCCGCGCGCGUUCGUCCAGUUAUUCGACGCUGGUUGAACCGGGCGGCAAAAUGUGGCGCCGUGCGCGCUGCGUGCGCGUUGCACGCGCAUUUAGCGUACACGUAUUAUUGGACAAAACCUGAAGACUAUGACUUGGAAGCAGCGACGACGCUGUUUACUGCGCAGGCAUACAUAUUUGUUAACCAUGUUUUCUUGGACACUCCGGACGGUUCCGAAUCUAUGGAUAGAAAACUCGCGAAAGAUACCGGAGAAAACUUGAUGGAUUUAGGAUUCCCUCCGAACGAGAUUUUCGAUUUGUUCCAACGACAACGAAAAAAUAUGCUCGCGUGGGCGAAAGGAAACGAAAAAGAAUGCAACGAUGUCAUGAACGGCAUCGUCAUAGCGUUGACGACGCGUGAGAGCAGUUCGUCGGUGCCGUCUGCGCAGCAGGAGGCUACGGACGCUUCUGCACAUGACAGAGGAUGGCGGUUGUCUGGCGAAGGCCGGUUCGUGGCGCACCCGAAAGACGAAACUACCGAGGAGUGGCAAAGGAAAACGGAGAAUACUAAAAACGUUCUGUUGGAAGAGUAUGGCGAACACUAUGGGGAAUGGUUAUUGGCGACGACGACGCAAAACGCAGAGAUGGAGGUGAAUUGUCAACUCGGCGAGUUCACGGUCCGACGAAACCGUUUGCGGCCGCUCGAAAACGCCGUUCGAGAAUUGCCCGAUUUUGUGGCCGCAUUAGAUUCAGUGUUGAGAGAACGGAACGAAGAGUUUCGACAGAGGCUGUUGAAAGACGACGACGACGUGGACGAGGACGAUUCGUUCACACGUUUACUCGCCGCUUCAAACUCCAAGUCCAUCAUCGCCACAGUUUUGAAGAACACGGACGAGAUUGGUAAAAAAACGGGAGACGGAAAAUCACCGUUCGCUGAAUUCGACGCCUCGGACGAGGUUGUUCACUGCGCGGAAGUUCGCAACACAGAACAUCGUAAGUGGCUCAGGUUGGUUGGUUUGCGUCACGAUAUCGAAAUUUGGGAUCCGGAUCCUCGUGUGCCGACGCACAACUUUACCCGUCCGUACGCUACGAAUGCCAGCGCGGGCGCGAAAGUCAUGAACGUUUUGAGCGUGGUAGGUCUUGGUUCCGGAUCGGGUUUGACGGAGAAAGAACGGUGGAUUAUGGACCGAUUAGAGCCGAUUAUCCAUGGUCCCGCAGCGGCUUUCUUAAAAGGCGUUGAGUUGUUCCUUCCGUCCGAAACGUUCAAAGGACCGAUUGCUACCUUGCGAGGUGUCGGCGCGCCGGAUGUGGUCGCGCCCGAGGUACAAAAGUCCUCCUGGUGGUGGGGCAAAGCCACAAAAGUUCCGAAAACAUCGGUCGCGGACGAAGAAAAUGCGAAUAAACUGCUCACCGAAGUUGUCGUCGUGCGAGAUCCACCGUUGGUACAGGUCUUUCGCGUCGAGUCUUUCGGUAGACGCUGGAGAAGAGCGUUGGUGUUUGCCUCCAACGCCUCGUGGUGUCUCGCGGAUGUCGACCCAGACGGUGAGCCGAGUUUGAAGGACCCGAACGAAAGAUUUUUACUGUCUGCAGUUCGAUUAGGUUCUCGGGUGCAAUCUUUAGUCGUAACGAGACACAUUUCAAGUAAGCUCGGACGCCAAGCAUUUGUUCCUGAACGACACUUGCGAGGGAUAAUCCCGCAAGCGUUGUUGCAAGAUUACUCGUUUUGGCGAUCAGAAGUUACCGGAGAUUUGUACGGCACUGCUCGACCGACAGCUAAACACCCUCGAACAAUCAUUUACGUCCAAAUAGAAGGUGCUAAAGGUGCCACGACGCCACCAGCGGAGGAAGACCCGACGGUCAGCGCGCUCGACUCCGUUUUUAGCGGCUCCGCGAGCACUUCUAAAUCCGGUUUAUUCGUUGAUGACGCGCGAGGUAUCGUUCAUAGAAUCCCAAUGCCGACGAAAGACGCGAGUGAUUUUGAUUUCGAUCCACAAAGCAUGCCAGAAGGAACGCUUGUUUUAGUCGAUUUGUUGUACGCCGCGGCUGGACACACCUCUUCCGUGGAAGAGAUGGAAGGUGAGAACGAUGACGUGUCGAAUUUACUGAGCCCGCGCGCGGAGUCGAACGAAACGCGACAGAAUCCGUUGAAAGCGUUGGCAAGAUCGAUUGCUGCCGUAGAAGGGUUGGCACACGCGCUCGUUUGGGUCGAUAGAAAUACCGGUAGCGGAGCUGGUGGCUCAAAGAACAACAACGCGAGUGAAUACAUUCCCGUGCGAAGAGUUGAACUCCCUCGAUUAGGUAUUUCCUUUCACGCCGUGAAAGAUACGACGGCGAGUUCACAAACGCGGUUAGAGUGCGAAGAACACGCGGGUUUAUUUUUAGCUUCCGCAAGAACUCCAAUGUUAGAUCGCUUAUUAUCUGGUUUACCACACGCUAUGCUGUUAGAAGCUCGUGACGGACAGCUCGCGGUUUUGUUACCCGCCGGUGCUGCGCCGAGGCGUGCGGCGAUUGACGCUGUCGCAAAACUCGGCGCAAGUAAGGGUUUAGGCGCAGACGUCAUCGUCGAUCGUUGGGAUAUCGCGUGGCACGACGCUGUCGGUGACUCGAAACAUUAUGUAUACACGGUUCACGCUUCGCACGCGCAUCUAGUAUGCGAUUCCUUAGCAUCGGCGUUGUAUUUGUGCACCAUGCGAUUCCUGGCUCGAAGAUACGACGACGUGAAAAAACUCGUCGAUUUACUCUUGUGCGAGAACGAUCCUACGAGCGAAGAAGCGCAAUUAUGGGACGCAUUAGGUCUGGCCGCCAUCGAGGAUCCGAAUCCAGAUGCGUGCGCGGCUAGAAUUAAAAUUCUACGCGCCGCUAAAGGCACCGCCGCGAUGGAUCGUUUAGCCGGCUUAGGUUUCAAUGAAUCCGUCGAGUGUUUGAAGUACGUCCAAAAUUGGCGUGCGAUAAGUGCCAACGUCCGAUUAACCGCGGAAGAAGAACUAGAUGUUGUAGACCAAACGACCGCGAGUGCCCGAGUCACGGAAGCGCAACGAGCGAGUCUCCGAACUCGAAGAAAGAACAGAGAUGAGAAAACGCUCGAGGAAAUCAUCGCUUCAGAUCCGUUGUUGUUGAAUCGAGCCAGUUACUUGCGUUUGCUCGUUCAUCACGAACGCAAAUUGUUAAUGAACGAUCAACUGAACAACAGUUUAGGACAAACGCAAGGAUUUCCUCUCUUUUACCCGCCAAUACCGGAACACAGCGAAUUCGAUUCUAUCGAAGAUUUCUCCGUGUUCGACGAUGCCAUCACCGGUGACGGUCCGCUUGGAAAACUCGCCGGGUGGACAUCGAGCUAUUCACGACCGGACGAUGUUUCUGUCAACGGCAGUAACGGCCUAAACGCUGUCAAUAAAUGGAUUGAAAGCGGUUCUUUGGCCUUACAAAAAGAACACGGGUUCCCUUUACUCUUUGAGUUGCUCACGAGCACGGUGCAAUUGCGCGUAUUACCGGGCGACGACCCGCAUCGGUGGGGUAGGGCUUUGUUACGAUUCGUUCCGAAACAACAGAGCGAGAAAGCUGGCACUUUAAUGUCCAUUUUACGCGUGUUAGCGGCAAAUGCAGACAUUGCGAGGGAGUGUCCGCGCGCAGAAGAGCGGACGUUAGGCGUCAAACUCUCCGCCAUGUUUACGCAAGACGGCGCCGUCGGGCAACUCUUGAAACGUGUGAAACCGUAUUUGAAAGAAAAUCGAGACCGUUUACCGUCGCAAAUGAAUUACAUUGGCGAUCGCUACGCGUCACCACCAGCCUGUGAAAUGGUAAUCGACGCGUGGUAUCAAACGUUACUGAACGGUUCGAAGUGGGCGUUACCUAGAUUUGCUUCGGCGACGUUGCGACAACGUAAAUACCCGCUCGAGAACGAUCCGCAAGUAUUGCAAAAGUACGGCGCGAACAAUCUCGCAACCGUCGAUUUGAAUUAUUUAAGCUCGCAGCCGUUAGCGGUUAUCGAUUUAGCGUCAAUAAUAGUGCCUGUCGAGGACGAUCGCGCGGGAGAUGCGAUCCAAGGUUGCUUGGAAAAUGGUUCCGGAGGGUUACCAUUUGACAUGUCGAGACACCCUUCGUCGGCGACGCCAAUCGCGAAACAAACCUUGACAAGAUUACGGCAAGAUUUAAAAUCGAGUGCGGAUAGGAUUGCAAAGCAGAAACAGGAACCUGUGAAUGUCGCAACGAACGAGCUCACGUUAAAUGGAUUCACAUCUUUCGAUUGCGAGCAAAUUGCCAUCGAAGCAGCAGCGUCCAAGGCUGGUCAAGCGUCGAUCAACGCGCGAGCGGUAUUGCGCUCGAUACUUGAAAAGUUGGCCAAACAGGUUGCGCUCGAUCGCGCCGCAGCUUCAGAGGCUGCCAUGGUCGCUACGGCAACCGCAAACGGCCUGGAUAGAUCAGCCACUGUCCGUUUCGAAAUGCUUCGACUGGGUUUGCAAAGGCGCUCGGGCGCGUGGGCCGAAGCGACGUACGACGAUUUACUGGAAGCGAUGGCGUGCGAACACGGCGAGAAGAAUUUGUUGAAAAUCACCCCGGGGGUAACUUCAGACAAGGUGAAACAAGCGUUGCAUUUAACCGCACAAGCGUUGUUGCUAACCGCAAGAGCCGCGCAAGGUGCAAAAUGUGCUGCCGCUGCGGCAGAUACGUUAUUAGCAUUAUCAAAGUGCGCUAAAACCGUCGAACGUGAUGGGAAAGCAUCGUUAGCUUUGGAUUUAGGUUUACGCGCGAGAGGUUUGGCGAAGAUGUUGUGCGAGAAGAGAUCGUACUUUAAAAAGAGUGUGGUGGCGAACCGCGAGCAACAGCAGAAGCAAGCUGUCGCAGACGAACUUGAUCCGUUCGCGGAAAGUCCGGCAACGCCAUCGCCGACGUAUUUAACGUACGAUCCCCGAUUGUUAAUGUUUGAGUUUUCGCUGGCGAUUAUUUUGCGUCAGCGACAAGUUCAACUGACGAAACAAUUUGUUCAAUCCGCUGAGCGAGGUGGCGGUGAGUGCGCGCAAAUGCUCAUGGGUGAAGGUAAAACGACCGUCGUGUGUCCAUUACUUGGAUAUUUACUCGCAACGGAUACACGAAUGGUAUGUCAGGUCGUGCCGCACGCUUUACUUGAGUUUUCGCGAGGAACUUUACGCAAAUCCUAUUCAGGCGUUAUUCGGAGAUCAGUGGUUACUCUAAAAUUUGAUCGAUACACGACGUUGAGCGAUGGGAAGUUGCUCGAUGCUAUGCGCAAAGCUAGAGACGAACGAGCUAUUGUGAUCACUUCGCCAACGGCGUUGAAAUCACUCGCCUUGAAGUUUCUCGAGGCGUUACACUUGCUUGAUCAAUCGCACGUUGCGUUUGAAGAAUCGAGAAUGAACUCAAGUAUUUUGAAACAAUCAAAAGAUAUCGUCACAAAAAUGUUUGGUGUAAGAAGAGGCAAAUCGAGGUCCGAGCGCGUCGCCGAUGCCGGAGCUUUAUCGGAAGAGGAACUCGAGGCAUUGCGAAAAGAGGCAUUUUGCGCGUCUGAAAUUUUUCAAAUCUUCCACCAAGGUUUGCUCAUUUUAGACGAAGUCGAUUUGAUUUUGCACCCGUUGAAAUCCGAAUUGCAUUGGCCGUUAGGGCAAAGAAUCCCGCUAGAUUUUUGUCAAUCAAGGAUUGGUGAUGGAUUGCGCUGGAAACUUCCAUUUUUCUUAUUGGACGCGGUAUUUUCGUUGUCCAACGAGACAAAUGGAUUUAUGCCUUCCACGAAAGAAGCGCAAGGCUCGCAAGAAGCGACGGAGAUUUUGAAGCUAAUUCAUACUCGUAUAACGGAUGCAAUUAAGGAGAAAGCAGUACAAGCGGUGCCGCACGUGUGCGUGUUGGAUCGAAAAUGGUACCAUCAGUCGCUGCGACCGCUCCUGGCGAGAUGGAUUUCGGUAUGGUUAAGAGCGCACGGUGCGUUAAGAAACAUGGACGAUGAAACUUCCAUUGCAUUUUUACUACGAGGCGACAGAAGCGCUUCGACGCAGUUACAACGCGAAGCCGAAGAUGAAGGCGUGAAGAUGGCGAACCUCGCGCGAGACUGGUUGAACGCGUUACUCCCUCACGUCUUGUCCAAAAUCAACCGAGUUACGUUUGGUCUGCUCACGUUACACGACGUGAAAAAUUUGGAAGAAUGGACGCAGGCGUCGGUACCUUUAUCUCGAAGACUGUUAGCGGUCCCAUUUGUCGGUAAAGAUAUUCCUUCGAGAACGAAUGAGUUUUCGCACCCAGACGUGGUCAUCGGCUUGACAAUUGCGGCGUAUCGCAUCGAAGGUUUGCGCAGAUCCGAUUUUAAGAUUGUUUUAAAAGCCAUGCUCGAGCAGUUUUCGAACGAAGCUGGCGCGCAGCAAAAGCGACCGAGUUCGCUUAAGUGGGCGUAUUGGGUUCGGUUAGCCGGCAAAUCCGUGAGAGGCGAGGCGAGAGCUAAAGCGCAACUAGAGGCGAGGCGCAAAUCUGCGCAUCAAGGUACGCACUCACAUCUGAACGUCGGCAAAGUUUCCGGGUUUGACGCGUUACUCGCGGACAUUUCAAACGUGGAAUUGAAUCAGUCUUUAGAUGCUUCUUUCCAAUCUUCACCUUCGUGGUUGAACGACGAAAACGAAACGUGGCCGUUAAAUCUCGUGGAUAUGCGUGACCAUGAACAGGUUGAAGAAUUGUAUCAACUCUUGAGAUUGGUGCCGGAAGUCAUUGAAACGUAUUUAGAUACUUUCGUGUUCCCGGAAACGGCGAAGCAUCAGGGCAUGAAACUUUCCGCCACUGGACAAGAGCUCGGUGGUGACGUUUUGUUCCCCGUGCGUUUAGGUUUCUCGGGAACUCCAGCGGAUUUACUCCCGUCCGAGUUGGGCGCUCCGAAAUUUGAGCUUGGCACAGACGCGAAAGUACUGGCCACUUUAAGUGACCGAACCGUGGUUUCCUGUAACGACAUGUCAUCGGACUGGACCGUUGAUAAUAUAUUGAAAACCAUCGCAACCGCAGAGCCACCUUUGCACGCGUUGAUCGAUGCUGGCGCUUUAAUUACCGGUAAAAGUAAUCGCGCGGUGGCGAAAUUCUUAUUAGAAAACGGAUUAGAAUGGGCAGAAGGAUGCGUGUUUCUCGACGAAAAUGACGCACAAAUGAUUUUGAUGCGUCGCGGACCAUGGGAAGUGAUUCCUUUAGCGCGGGUUGCCGCUAUGCCGUAUUCCAAACGCUUUUCAUUUUACGACCAGGUGCACACGACUGGGAUGGAUAUCAAACAAGCUGCAGCGUCGCGAGCGGCGUUGACAUUAGGUAAAGAUAUGACUUUGCGAGAUUACGCUCAAGGCGCGUGGCGUAUGCGUGGAUUAGGAAAUGGACAAACUCUGGAGUUGAUCAUCACUCCCGAAGUAUCCAAACUCGUUGCCACGGAAGUUGCGAUUGGUGAAGGCCGAUUGCCACAAACGCGCAUCGCAGAAUUGCAAUCCAUGACGGACGACGAAGCAGAGAGAAUGCGAUUACGAGACGUCUUAGCGUGGCUUACCAUCAACACUAUGCGCGCAGAAAAUGUACAAGCCGGUUUAUUAGCUGAACAAAGAGCCGCAAAUGUCUGGAGGAAACACGCCUAUCGGCUCUUGUUGGAAAGAAACAUGACAGUUGGUUCCCAUAAAUGUACCGAUGAAACGCAAAAGUGCCUCGAUGUGUUUCGAGAACGCGUGACGUUCAUCGUCCAAAACGCAAUUCCUGAAAAAAUGUCAGCGUCAAGACGUCUCGCACAGUUGUGCAGACAAUACGAACACAUCAUCAUGCACAACGAAAAGGCGAAGGAACAUCUGCGAAAUAUUGUCGCCGAUGUCACGCGCAUGGAGGCGGCAACGUUGGAAGCAAAACAACGUGUCGCCAUGGCAGCCGCGAACAACGACGGUUCCGAAGCCGCUGGUGAUCUCGGCUUCGACGGUGCCAAUGUCGAUAGAGUUUUGCAAUCCGAACAAGUUCAAGAAAACGAGCAAGAACAAGAAACCGAACAAGAACAAGAGCAAGAGAAGGAGGAAGAAAAGAUGGAAGAAAUCAUCGAAGAAUCCGCGGCGGUUGUGAAAUACUCUCGAGAUGACGAGACGCAAAUCGCUUGGAAGUUGGACGAUCUCGCCGAGCCGCAGCGGUUACCGUUUUACAAAAUGCAAACGUUCAAGGUGUACCAACCAGGAAUGAAAUUAAAACACACCGAUCCGCUACCGUUUCCAGAUUACUGUUGGUUGAGUAAGAAUUACUUCAAACCUGGAUGGGCGUUGAACGCGCAUCGACGAUUGAAGAAUUCCAUCAUCGUGAUGGAUCUUAUUCCGGAUUUAGACGAAUUAGCGAGCGAUUUAACGAAAGGCUCUUCGAGUACCGGUCAACAAAACCGUUUGUCGAUGGCACAAGAGGACGCUUUACGAGCCGCCUUCUCGAUGUUUGAUGGUGGCGGCACCGGCGCUCUGAACGAGAGAGAGCUGAAGGAUGUCUUGAGAGCAAUCGAUGCCGUCGUUGAUGACGACGAAGUUCGUUUGACCGAACUGGCGAAAGAAGUAGCCCAUGACGCUGCAAAACUUGGAUUGCCUUCCUCUGGCGCGGGCGUUACGUUUGAAGAGUUGAAAAGAGUCAUCCGUCAAAAGAAUAUUUACGCGUUGCAAAACGGCCGAUAUUACGUUGGCGUUUCCUUAGCGGAAGCGGAAUCGAUUCGCGUCGCCAUGCACUUUUCCGAUUGCGACGAACGAUCGAAUGGCGAUAUCGUCAAGUUUAAGAACGUGCAAGUUGCGUUGCGCAUUGCUGGUGGAACCUUGUUGGAAGGGUCGAGGAGAUACGCACCGGCUGGCGUGUUCCAAGGGGCAACGGCGGAACAAUGCUUCCGAUUUCUCGAUUCGCAACUCGAUUUCGAAGAAAGAGAAGUUUCUCUACUUCUCCGCGCUUUACAGGAAGCACCGUGCGAUAAGCGCGCAGCUUUCUUCGAUGCCGUUCGAAACUGCAGACGCCGUCCGAGGAUUCCGUGGCAAGAAACGCCAUUGGCGAAAGCUUUGACGACGGCAGACGAGUUUCAUUUACUCGCGAGUCGCGCGCUUACUGCACGUGUACGCGCGCAAUUGAAGAGGAAGCGCAUGCGUUUAUUAGAUUGUUUCCGAGCGUUUGACGUGGAACGAGCUGGUUCAUUAUCAUACGAAUCCUUAUACGGCGGUUUGUCUUGGUUAGGCGUGGAGUUAUCACCGACGCAAAUGUUGGAUUUGGCGAAACGAGUCAACGUUUCGGGUACCGGCGUCGUCUCUAGAGAAGAGUUUGAAAUCGCUUUUGGACCGGACGAUGAUUGGCAGAAGGAGUGGGAAGAAGAAGAUCGCGUGAAUGCUGUUGGAGGUGGUCAUAAAUACCAUCAAAAUGCGAAUGGCAACACAAGCAUGAACAACAUGAUGAUGGAGUCUCAAUUCCCAUCCAACCGAGACGUGAUUCCAGCGUCUUCAAAUAACAGCAUCGACGAUUUACUCGGUGGCGCCGGUCCACCACUCCCCAGAUACGAUCAACAGCCGGUUUCUCACCAACAGAAGAAAAAAGUUGUGAAUACAACUGCAAACGUAUCCAUUGACGACGGUACCGGUUUAGGCGAUUGGGCGUCCAUGGGCAUGGCGGCGACGUUGCCAGACAUUGCUCCAAAGAAACCGGCGCCGGUGGCGACGAAAUUAUCCGGACACGUUCCGUCUCGAGACGACCCGUUUGGAUUGGGGAGUAAGAAAGCUGGUGUUACUGCUGCAACACAUUCUGCUGCGCCUCCACAACCGGAAAUGCUCGCCUUUGAAGAUUGGCUUUCCGGCGACGUGAGCAACUCGCUUUCGCAAAACCUGCGCAACUCGACCACUGCGACUGGCGAUUUGAUGGGGGGCUCAAACACCAUGCGCAAUAAUCAAGCGUCCGGAGCGGCAGCCAUUGAAGAUGCUCGUGCAAACAUCUCGGCAAAAUCUUUGCAUAAAGAAUCUGACCGAGAAAAGAUGCGCAAAGAUGCCGCUUCAGAUGCAAAGCUUACACGCGAUGUCGUUCGUAACUUUGCAGUUUCUUUGGUUCAUCACAAAAAUUUCACUCGCAGUUGGAGUUCGGAAGGUACUGGGAGUCGAAAAUUUGGCACGACUUGGUUUCCAACGGGCGUAGUUGCCGCGUUUCCGUCGAGUUCAGACGUGUCUAAGUUGUCUAAGAAGGAGCGUAUAAACGUUGGGUAUUUUGCCUCCUCCAGUCGAGGCGGACCAGCCGCGGAUGGGGCGUUCGCGUUCGAAGUUAAUGACGGCAGCGCGUUCGCGCUCACGGGUUCGCAAAAUAUGCCAAGAAUGAUUGAGCGCUUAUUUCCUUUACCGGUUCGCUUUAGACAGAUUUUUGCGCAACAGUGGAAAUCAUCGGGGUUGUUUGCCUGGUUACCGAUAGCCCCGCCCGGUCAUAUCGCUUUAGGCAUGGUGUUCACAAGCAGCGCGGAAGCGCCUUCGAUUGCGAAAACGAACGUCCGGUGCGUCCCGGAAAUAUGGUGCGAACGUCCGUCAGUCGCGCCUAAAAUGGUAUGGAGUAACGAAGGGAGUGGCGGUGCACCGUGUUCAAUUUGGCGAGUAAACUCGUUGGGUAUGUGCUACGCGAAAGUCGGGUUCGAUGCUCCACGACCGGAAGAAUUGUGGGAUAUAAAGCGCGGGAAUUUAAUUCCCGCCGAAGCGUUUAAUAGCAUUCGGGUUGACGUCAACCAAAACUCGAACUUGCACAAUUACAAGACUUCGUACGGAGGGACAGGGAUAUCCUCGGAUUCUCCCGGAGCACCUUCGAGGACUGUUGCGAGAAGUAGUACAGGUCAAGCAAGACAAACUGGAUAUAGACCGAAUCAAGAUCAUGGUCGUGGCGGGUACGGCGCGUCUUCAUUGAUUUGA
Molecule: messenger RNA, 14538 nt
Organism: Bathycoccus prasinos
Lineage: Eukaryota; Viridiplantae; Chlorophyta; Mamiellophyceae; Mamiellales; Bathycoccaceae
Exons: 1
Coding region: 1-14538 (4845 amino acids)
Biological process (GO): protein deubiquitination involved in ubiquitin-dependent protein catabolic process
Cellular component (GO): nucleus; cytoplasm
Molecular function (GO): cysteine-type deubiquitinase activity; calcium ion binding; K63-linked polyubiquitin modification-dependent protein binding
Source: RefSeq, a predicted model, not a curated record